AUGACAAACCCACAAGACAAUCCUGGAACUCCUCCACAGCCCACUCCCUCUGAUUCAUCUACCCCUCCUCCACCUAGCACGACUCCCCAACCCAGGCUAACGAGAAUAAAAAUUCUUGCUCGCAAAACGGUGGUAUCUGGUGCUCUCUCCAAGAAAUUGAAUGAGAAAUUAAAGGCAAGUCAGGCUCAAGAUUCUGACUCUGAUUCUAAGUCGUACAAAUCUGCUAGUGAGGGGGAAAGACCUGGGUCUUCUGACUCUGAGAAGUCUCAAAAAUCCCCUUCUAAGAAAUUUGAAAAAGAAAAGGAGAGAGAGGGCGAAUGUGGUGAUGUGAGGGGAAAAGGGAAAGGAGUGACUGAUUACUCACCCACUGCUGUAUUGCCUGUACCUUCUAUUUGUGGGGUUGCACAGGAAACUGUUGAAUAA
Messenger RNA from Nicotiana tabacum (common tobacco), 423 nucleotides. The record is from RefSeq and is a predicted model, not a curated record. NCBI's taxonomy places the organism in Eukaryota, Viridiplantae, Streptophyta, Magnoliopsida, Solanales, Solanaceae.